AUGGAUCGAACUCAAGGACAACCACCCGUGCUCCUUUUGUCCCACGGGACAACCCUUCUCACCGGCGACGAGAACCACAUUCGGGAGUACUGGCUCCAGCAUGGCGAGCAGGCGUUGAGAUAUGGUAUCAAAGGAGUUAUUAUUAUGGGUGCGCAUUGGAACGUCCCUGGCCGUAAGAUUCAAGUUUGCGCCAAUUCAAAUGCAAAAGCCCAGCCAAUUCCACUGGUCGAGCGGGCCAAAUACGCCGAGUACAGCCCUAACACGGACGUUACGACCGCACUGAGGUGCAUCUCCAUGCUCAAGAACGCCGGAUUUGAAUGUGAAGCCGAUCCGACAUUCGACUGGCGUAUCGACACAUUUCCCAUGCUCUUCCGGAUGUUUCCUAACGGCUGUCCCCCAGUGACGAUAGUCUCGCAGAAUUCGUACUUCGAGCCUCACUUUCACAUUGAGAUUGGUCGAGUGCUUCGGCCGCUGCGCCAGGAAGGCUACCUCUUCGUGGCAUCAGGUGGAGGUGUGCACAACUUAUACCGCACGGAUUGGAAAUACCAGAUCAAGUAUCGGGACAGUUUUGCGCAGGAACUCCCUCCUGAAGGCACGCACCUGGAGUUUCGUCAGGCGUUGGAAGACGCUCUGUGCAAAAAUGGAGGUGGUCCCGAACUGAAACGCGCAGUGGUACGGCUCAUGAAGCAUCCCAACUACCGUGAUGCCCAUGGAACGGACGAUCACUAUAUGCCGACGUGCUUUGCAGCAGGCCUUGCAGGCGAGGAGCAGGAUCGAAAGGACUCCGUCACUCUGGGAGCGGAGGUGUGGGAAUUAAGAAAUCAAGCCGAAACUCAGUUUGCUAUUGGCGACUGGCCGAAGUGGGUCGAGUCUGUUGUAUAG
Molecule: messenger RNA, 882 nt
Organism: Cyphellophora attinorum
Lineage: Eukaryota; Fungi; Ascomycota; Eurotiomycetes; Chaetothyriales; Cyphellophoraceae
Exons: 3
Coding region: 1-882 (293 amino acids)
Molecular function (GO): zinc ion binding; ferrous iron binding; oxidoreductase activity, acting on single donors with incorporation of molecular oxygen
Source: RefSeq, a predicted model, not a curated record